This is a messenger RNA of Colletotrichum scovillei, 540 nucleotides long. RefSeq lists its product as uncharacterized. The record is from RefSeq and is a predicted model, not a curated record. NCBI's taxonomy places the organism in Eukaryota, Fungi, Ascomycota, Sordariomycetes, Glomerellales, Glomerellaceae. Bases 1 to 540 code for a protein of 179 amino acids. The transcript has 4 exons.
AUGCGGUUUCACACCAUUUACAGCAUUGGCAUUGUGCUGCAGGCGGCCUACGCAAUUGACAUGAGAGACUACGCGCCGUCAUGUGGCGUAGAGCCAGAAUUCCGGCUUUGGUACAAAGAGCUUCUGGGCGCUUUUGAGGACCCUUUCGUAACUGAUCGCGCCACCGACUUCUUCGCGCCCGGCGGUGCUUUGAUCAUUCUCGGAACAAGGAACAUUGGCAACAGAGAGAUUCUGCGGGCCAGAGGAGCGAUGUUGCCCACGGAUGGCUCAGUGCAAUGGAACCAUUUCCCAAAUCGAACCUUCGUAUCUUCAGAAACGCCAGCGGAUAAGACAUUUGAGGUUGCCGGGGUUCCGGAGAUAAGCCGCCCGAUCGACUCAAGCUGCGCAACUACUUACUUUCAAUCACACUUCACCGUUGCGAAGAACCCGGACACCGGGAAGGCAAAUCUCACUCCGCAGGGUGGCAGUCUCAUCAUCUACGACGGAUAUUCUAUCAACGCUACAAGCGACCCCUGUAUUAAAGGGACCAGCAGUCAUUGA